GGAUCUUGAUCAACAACUUGAAGAGGUGAAUUAGCUCCUAAAAACGGAUGUGGGUUCUCAUAGUAGAUCAUCGUUCGGAGAAUAAAACAAUCCAGCAAGCAUAUUAUUCGUAAUACUAGAGACGGCAAAGAGACAAGGUUAUUUCUGCUUAACAAAGUUUGUGGUUUGAAAGAUUGACCUUGAGGACAGACGCAUCCGCGGUUGCUAACAUUUGUUUAUAAUUUAAGGGUGCAAUCGGCUACCGUGUGCUAUAACUUAGAAUCAUAAUACCACGAUGGGAGAACAACAAGAGACAAGGGACAGUGUCACAUAUGGUUCAUACUAUUUGCAAAUUGCUUUUAAUCCUAUCAUGGGCUUAGAUGAGGAUAUUGAAGCAUUUACUGAAGAAUUCGCCGAUUUAGGCAGUCCUCGUUUUGUGGAUUUUGCGGAGCUCUGGAAGAAGUACAAACUGAUCCAUUUAAUUCAGGGGAGGCAGUGCCAACACGGUUUAUAUGACAUAGUUGGCUGCAUUUUUCACCGGUUGGUUAGUCUGUUCCAGCCAACCUUAUCUAAAAACAAGUUAGUUCGUAUAUGCGCACUCUACCUUCUCUAUGCUUUUCACGGGAAGCAGCCUAUUCGCAAUCAUGUUCAUAUACGUGUUUGUCCUAAAAGUUGGUCUUGGAUCUUACAGGUUGCUACGGAGGCUCGUGACGAAGGACACUUAGAUGUGUAUUACGUUUUUCGGAAACUAUGUGCUGCAAAUGCAUUUUUAUUUUGUGCAAUGCGGCAAGUGUUAUAUCCCGGGGCCCCCCUUUUUGACAGUCCUGCUGUGAAUCGGGAUGAUUUUACAGAAGGCCGUACCGCCUCGCCAGCUGAAGAUCUAUCCGAUGUUUCAAAAGCUACUUUCAGUCAUCGACGUGACCUUCUCACUUGUUCUCUACCUGUUGUCAAAGCUCUUCAGGCUCCUUCAGGAUUAAACCAAACGGUACAGUGUUUAAAUAUGAGUUUGUCGCGUUAUGCUGAGGCCAAACGUUUACUUACACAAAAACUUAGGAUAAAUGAUGGAAAUAUUGCUUUGGAUUCUUCGAAAACACAAGGCACUGAUGGAAUGGAAGAUCCAGAGGAAGAAUAUUUGCCAGGCCUAAAUCUUGUAACUUUCCCCGAUUCCCUAAAUCGUAUUGAGAUACUUUCAAUGGAAUUGGAAAACUCAACCAAACAAAAUUGCCUUAAAAAUCGUUUUACUCCCAGCACAAAGUCCAGUACGCAUAGUCCUUCGGUUAAAGCGUCUCCUUCAGUGGAUGUAAAAGUUCCAGAUAUCGAAAAUCUCCUUGAAACACCACGUAUUGGCGUAGUAGUUGGUGCUGGAAUAGUUGGGUGUAAAAUGAAAAGUCGUAAAAGUGCUGAGAACAGUCCAGUUUCUCAACCUUCUGACAUUCAACAAAUUAGUAAACAUUCUUCGCCCUCAAAAACCACCACUUCAAAUUCGUCAAAAAAGUCUGAGGAAACAACAACCGAUGUAAAAGAAGCCGUUAGUUGGGGUGAAAGAAUUCGACUCUUAAAAAGGCCCUCAACGUGGGCUAAAGAAUUAGCGGAACAAGCCGAAAGUGUGUACAAGGAUGGUUGCCGCCGAAGUAGGCGACGUCCGACAGAACCCAAGGUUAUUACUGCAUCUACAAGUAAAAAACAACAAAGAAAGUCCUUCAGAUAAAUGAAUUAUAUUUUUUUGCUAAUAUUUGUAUAUUUUCCUGUAUUUAAUUUCAAGUUGUUUCUUUUAAAUAAAAUCGGCAAAUCGUUUAAGAAAUAAUGCUUUAAGUUUUAAAUUUUGCAUGUUUGUGCGUUUAGUUUUACUGUGCAGAAAAUGUAAUUUUAUGUUAUUUUGUAGCGAUUGAGAUCAAAGGUAAUUGUGUAAAAAUCGUUUCACAUGAAUAACAUGAUAUUUUCCGGGACUUAUCAUACUUAUAAAUGUCAUAACAAGAAAAGAUUACGGAGACAAGGCAUUACGAUCAAAAGUAAUGUUUUGAUUGGGAUAUCAGUCUCUAGCAAUGUAGUGGAUAGAAGACAAUUUGUUCUUUCUCCCAGCUAUGUAUCAUAUGUAAAAUCAUUUCUAAAUAAGAACUAAGCCAUUUCAUCACAAUUUGAAACUCACCAGUUUGACAGUGACCACAGUCUUUGCAAGACAAAAGCAAAAUAAAUGGAUAAUACAGAGGAGACAGAUAACACUAGACACUUAUUUAGGCUUAUCAGAGAGACUGUGACUAAAAAUUCAACCUUUGUUAUCACCAAAAUACACUAGACGAUCACCCACUCGCAGAUCGUGCAAUUGGAAUGAUCGAUAGAACAUUGGAAAGCGAUUCAACAAGUAGCCUCCAGCUAUCUUGUAUUUCUCCACCAUUCAUAAACAUUUUGAAUGCGACGUCGAUUUCGAAUAUUCAACUCUUAGCGAAUUCGUAAAGAUUAUAACCGACCUAAGCUUAAGUAGAUUAGCAGGCACAUGUAGUUUAAUUUCAGUGGUAUUUAAGGGAUGUUGAUCCAGUUUUGAUAUUGACUAAGGUGUUUGCUAGAGUUUAAAAUCUGGACGUAAUCCAAUCAAAUUGGUCGCGACUAUUGAUCGCCCUUGUUUAUAAUGAAGGACAGAAAUCCUCUUUUGUUAUGAUCAUAGAGUAAAGAAUUUAUCUAAUAUAGCGUUUAUGAUAUUAGCAUAAGUAUGCAUCUGACACUUACAUGGAUUUUACAGACAAUAAUCUCGUGAGAAACAAAAUCUCACACCCGGUUUUGGAUAUUUAGAUCAAAUAUUCGUCCUUCGAUGAGUUUUGGUAUUCAAACUUAUCGAGGGCUGAAUGUAGUUGUACUUCAUGACCAGAAGGUUGCAUUCGAUUUUGUAAUCGAUGUGCUCUGCUGGGUUGUCUGUUAUUGCAAGAUGUAUCAUAAAUUAUCAGUCUGCUGAAGGUUUUUUACUCGAACACUACUGGUUAGGUUAAAGCUUACGGUGAAUAGUCAUUAGAAUUGGAGAUAUCAAGUAUUGCUCUCUAGAACUACCCACUUUGCCUCUGUCAUUAGUGGGGUUCUUGUGGCAAUUCUCCAUGUAAUGUUUUAUGGAUAAAUUAUCUAGCCAGAUAUACCUUGAUUAAUUUAGAGUAUGCGAACCGCAUAUUCCUGUUUAACAAAACUGAUGGGAAAAUGCAGUCUUAUAGACGCUUUGAGUAACGAUACAAGGAUUUUGGCGUUGGGUUUCUAUCCCUUUGAAUGGAAAGUGUUGCCUUAGUAUCUGAUUUGAUCAUAAAGGGAAAAGUAGUAGAGUACGUUGACCUCUUUAAUUAUCUUGGGUGCUUUAUCUUCCCUAAUUGGUCGGUAGCCUAUGGAAUUUCCACAUAGGUACGAAAAUCUAUUUGGCCCUUACUAAGUAGUACUCCAUUCAGCUCAAAAAAGAUGUCUAUUUGCCUAGCAUAUUGUUCAUCAGUUUGUUUUUCACUGUCUUACGACUGUGAAAUACGAUCUUUUGAGGCAAAAAACAUAUUUAAACUCUAAGUAUUUGAUCUUAGGUGUUUUAAAAGUAUUGCGCAUGAUGGAGUUAAUGAGCACGUUGUUUGAUUGGGCUGCAGAUCAUCUACUGAUGUAGUUAUGGUAUAUGUUACUCAUACCUAGUCAAUUAUCACGACAUGCAACAAUAGUUUGCACAAGAGUAAGAUGGAAAAAAUAUAAGUGACAAAGAAACCAAGGAAUAGCAUUAGCCCAUAUAGUCAUUAAAUACUAGUCCAAGUUGUGAAAGCCUAUAUAAACGGUUCAGUAGGAGCCGGCCCGAGAUACUCACCAUAUUUACACUUAUUCUUUAUCUAAGUCCUUAACAUAAUAUUAUUCGGCAUUUACUGUUCUUUGAUCUAAUCACUUCUUUCCAAACUGUUUCCAUUUUAUUAUUUAUUUAUUUGAACACAUAAAUACUGGUACAAGGGGGCACCAAAUACAUAUGCGCCACAUCAUCAAAUUUGUUUGAGGGCUGUGAUACUGCCCGGAUGCCCAAACCGAAGCAGGUGGUUUUCUUAGGGGGCCACACCCGGAGCCUUCGACCUAAAGGUCUGAUCCACAAGGCAGUGGAGCAUCGUAAGGAGAUGCAAUCCCAUGGUAGCUGAUGACCAACGAUUGGUUCAUACGACAUUUGUUCUCUCAGGGUACUAGAGCUUAUGUGCACCAUUGGUUUGUAAUCAGGGUUUUGCAACUCCCUAGGUGGACUCUCCGUGUCCACCAACCCGAUUAAAGUGCCGAACAUUCGCUUUUCGUCCUCUCAAUUCCGUAAACAACAUCCCUGCCACGAGAAGGCAGUGAGUAGGACUUCCCUGGUGGAAGCUAUAUACGCGUGGCCAUGUGAGAGCAUUUCGAGAAGCAGAGCGGACUCUCCCCACUCUCGGCCGUACCAGGGCAUUUGGGGGCAAAUGUUUUCAUUUGGAUUGACAUUAUCAUCUUCUGCCCUUCGCGAAGUUUUUACUUACACUGUGCCGAUAUAUAUAUAUAUAUAUAUAUAUAUAUAUAGAGAGAGAGAGAGAGAGAGAGAGAGAGAGAGAAGAAUUACUGGGUCCAGUUUCUUAUCAUUUCUUAUGAUUUUUAUUUGCUUACUAAUUCAAAUGCAGACACGAAUAGGCUUUCUUUUAAACUUUUUAAAAGGAUCUAUAAUAUUUUGUUGGAUUCGAAUGGUUGUUUACAAGUAAUGUCUCCAGUUACGCUUAGAAAUGAAAACAAACCACAACUACCCAAUAACUUAAGUAGAGGUAAAUCACAGAAGUCAUCAUUAGCUAAAGAUUCUAUACAAUCUAAAAAUCACACCAAUUUUAUUCCCAAUAACCAUUCAACAGUAUUUUCAUCUAAAUUAAAAGAAACACCGGUAACAUCAAAAUCAAAUGAUAUACUUGAUAAUCGUCUUAAUCAAUUAGAUGAUUCUACAAAAGAAUUAUUAUCAUAUUAUCGUCAUAAAGUGGAAACAUUAACUGAAGAUCAUGAAACUGUUCAACGUCGUUUAGAUAAAAUUUAUGAUGCUAUAGGAAAUCAAGAAUCACUUAGUUUAGAAUUAAAUCAACGUGAUGCUGAAAUUUCAGAAUUACAAAGAGCAUUAUCUGAUAUGCAGGUUUAUCUUUUUCAAGAACGCGAACAUGUUUUACGUUUGUAUGCCGAAAAUGACCGUUUGAAGAUUCGUGAGUUAGAUGAUCGACGUAAAAUACAACAUUUAUUACAAUUAUCCAAUUUAGGACCAAAUGAAAUCACUUAUUUUUUAAAACAGCCUAACAUUGAAUCACAAAAUGUAGUUAAUCAAGAAACAGUUGAUAAUGAAAAUGGUGAACAUUUCAUUGAUGACGAGAAUAGAAAAGCGGACAAAAACACAGCAUGGAUUUCAGCUAUGGUUGUUAAACCGAUCAUUCCAACAGCUCCUUCUCAGGGUGUUAUGGAAUUUACUGCAUCAGGAAAAACAAUUUUAAAACCAAGCGGAAGUAUGUAUUUUGUUUCUCUUUGUACACACAUUCGUAAAAGCUGAAAAGUCAGCUUAAAUGGCAAUGAUGAUUGGAGAAUUUUUCCAUAAUUUUACACUAGUUUAUCAAAUAAUAAACAAUGUAGAUGUUACUUAUUCUCAAUCAAAUUCUACUUAUCAAAUUGCAAUUUAAUUACCAGCAAAGGUAACUCGCAUCCAUCAUGCCCUUUUUUGAUUUCCAGCUACUGGAGUCGGUGGAUACAAAUCCUUGGACACAGGUUUUGUGCUAGUUGGGAGUCCCUAGCAGAGUGUAUCUGCAAUCUUGAGGGGACCUUUCAUCACCCUUCGCUGUUGCAUUCAAACCCUUUACCACUGCGCUAACCUAACCGCUCUAUCAUAAACUUGAGAUAUUUAAAAUAAUUGAUCGCCUAAUAGUCACCAAUGUCAUGUUUAUCUAGUCCAUGGUGGCGAUAGGCUUCUGUCGGUCUCUACUAGUUCCCUGAAGAUUGUCUUUAUUCCAUGCUGGGAAAUAUCUUGAAACAUAGCUGUUAGAGACUUAACUUUUCCUUCUAACUCCUCCUAGUAUUGUUAUACUGCCGAGCUUAUUGUGAAUUUUAGAAAGUUUGCUUUUACUACAUCUAAGUAGGUUUGUUUCAAAACCGACUUCAAAUGUGUUCAGCUAUUCAACUUUCCAACUGAGACAUAUUACAAAUCCAUUAAAGUCAUUCUUAUGAAGACAAAAUUCUCCAUAGUAUAUCUAUGGUUUUGAAAUGCAAAUGAUAUUUUCCUUAUUUCAAAAUAACUAUCUCAAUCUGUUGAAUAAGAAUGUUCUCGGCGUUUUUCUAUUAUAUCCAAGUCUUCGUUUGGAACUAGCUAUGACUUAUCUAGGUGUCUAAGUUUACCAAUACAUAAGUUGACAGUCUUAUUCGCUACCGAAUAAGAUUGUUAGAUAUCAAUUCCGGAAAAUCUUUUUAGUGAUAGAUUUAUUUUAGUGUUGUUUUAUGUAUGCUAUACUACUGUUGUGAUUAAUUUCUUUCACAUUUGUGCAUCUUGUUUUUUCCCUCAUAUUUUCAUAUGGAUCAUCCUGGAAAAAAAACCCUUACAAUAUCAGGUCAAAUUAAAUCGGACCAUAAAGUUUGUUCUGAUCCAUCAGAAUCGUCCAAAUCAGAUACAGUUUCUCGAAUAGAACAUAAAGCUGUGCUAAGAGAACUUGAAAUGUCAAAAUCUUCUCUAAGAGCAUUACAAACCCAAUUGGAAGAACAAACACGCAAUGCUCGUGAACAAAUUGAUUCAUUAAUGGAAGAUCGUAAAGCAAUACAGGAAGAGAUGAACAGUUUACGUAAACGUCACGAGGAAAAAAUGCGCAUUUCAUCAGAACAACUUAGACACUGUCAAGGAUUAUUAUAUGACAGCACUAAGGAAUUUCUAGCACAAAGAAAUCAAUUUCGUCAAGCUGAAAAGGUUUGGAUAUUGGAAAAAGAUAAACUUUUAAGUCAAAUCAGUGUUAAAAAAUUGACUUCUUCUAGUGUUACUCCAUCAACACUGUCUACUUUAAAAACUGGUGAACGUAAUACUUGUUAUUCACCUCGAGACAAAAUAAACAAUACUCUAACAACUAUCAAUACUACUAAUUUAUUUAAUAAUAUUCAAAGUUUAGAAGCUCAUGCAUGGAUUGAAUUCAAUCAACAAAAACAAAUUCAAUUAGAGAAAACAAUCGACAAUUUAGAGCACCAAUUAGAUCAAUUACAGAAAUUAUCAGAUAUGUAUAGAGAUCAAGUUAUUCAAUUAGAAGAGGAAUUAGUUCGUGCACGUGAAGAAGGUGUCAUGUCAAAGGAUGUAUUUAAAGAUCAAGCACAAAAACUUCAUGAACGUGUUCAAGUUAUGUCACAACGUUAUCAGAAUUUAGAACGUAGACGUCAGUUAGAAAUGGAAGGUUACCGAACAGAUAUUAGUGUGUUGCGUAAAAAGUUAAAAGAGGUUGAACGACAAUUAUUAAAGUUAACUCUUGGUUUAACCGAUGGGAUCAAUUUACCUGAAUCACUUAAUAUUAACGAUCAUAAAGAUAUUGAUUUGGCUCUAUUAAAACAAGUUAAAGCUUCAACAACACGAUCUAACCAAAUAUUGAAUGAAUUGAAAAGUCUUAAAUUAAAAAUGUAUUCAUUAGAGGAUGAAUUACGCAAAAUUUAAUAAUGCGUCCGGUGAAAGAAAGCCGUCGUUGGCUAGUAACACUGUCGACAAACAUAUCCAUAUUUGUUAUAUAUUUUUAGAUAGACAAUUUCUAUUGUAAAUUACGUCAUCACUGGUUCCCACUAUAAUAUUGUGUUAAUAUACAUUGCUUUUUUUAUUGGUAUCUGGUCUACACAAAUUUACAACUAUAUAUAUUCUUAUUGUUGUCAUUACUAUUUCUCUUUCAUUCUUCACCUUUUUAUACGUAAUUCUUUAUUUUGUCGACUGUGAUGUAAUCGCAUAAUUUAUGAAUAAAAAUCGUUUACUUUAUCGGAUUUAAUUCAACAUUAUUGCUGUUCAAUUGACAACAAGUACAUCACUGUUUAGCUUUUAUUGUUUUCACUUGUUUGUUUCAUUUUUUUAAAACAAACUUUUUGCUUUCGAUCCCGCGAGCGGGAUCGUGGAUGCGCACUGCUGAGGAGUCCCACAAUAGGACAAAACGGCCGUCCAGUGCUUCCACGUUUUCAAUGGUGGUCUAACAUCAAUCAGUUCACGAUCUCGAUCAAAAACUUAACAACCUUCACAACCCCUAUACUGAUAAUAACUUAUUAUGUAUGUCAAAUAGAAACGCAAUCAAAACUUCAAAUAAUUAAAAUAACACAUUGUGUCAUUGAAUAAAAUAAAGAGAAUUCAGCGAAGGAAGUUUGCUUUUCAAUGAAAUCAUUUACUUAAGCUGUAGAUUCGUAUUUAUAGUUGUAUGGUAAAUAUAUGUCUAUAAAAAGAUAGAAGAGAUUGCUUCAAAAAGUGAUAUGAGACUCUAAUUAUCAAAUGUGGUUACGUAAUUAAUCAAGGGUUUAGAGAAGAAUAUAAGGAUGGAAAUAAUUUACAGAUGAGAAUUAUGAAAGAUAAUUGUCCACUUGACAGAUAUGAAGAAAAACGAAAACAUAAAGGUCAUAAUAAUAAAAACUGAAUAAUAAUCAGGAAAACUUGUUUAGUGAUAAUAGUAACUGAUUACAGAACAAUUAUUUCAGCAAACAAAAUAAGGAAAGAAAACAACCCAAAAUAUACUACAGAAGGGAAUGAGGGCAAAGGAAAGAUAGGUCGUUGGAUGUGUCGUUUUUGCACGCAGAGUUGCGUCUUGACUUGAUGGAUUACCAAUGCAUACGUUUUUGAUCCAACCUCCCUUCGAUUCAAUUCCUUUGGUUGUGUAGAUUAUUUUAGAAGAUUCCUACAGAGCGAUAUGUUCCUACACUGAACAGUGUUCUGAGAUACGUUUAGAAAGUGAUCGCUUUGUGCGGCCAAUGCAACCUGCCCCACAGGAGCAAGUCAACUUAUCCAACCUCCUCAUUAUUAUGCAACCUCGUCUGAUAAUUAGAGUCUGGAAUCACUUUUUGAUCCAAUCUUCUCUAUCCUUCUAUAGACAUAUAUUUACCAUACAACUAUAAAUACGAAUGUACAGCUUAAAUAAAUGAUUUCGUUGAAGCGAAAAAUUUCUUUGCUGAAUUCUUUUUAUUUGUAAUCGAGACCAUACAGUUUACAAUUGUAUUUGUUGACAUAAAUUUAGGAAUCAAAUCGAUUAACAGAUUAACUGUUGUACGUUUGAUUUCACUUACUAAGAAGUAUAAUUCCUAAAUUUUCUUUUAAAAAACUUGUUAUUAAUCACAUCCUCGUUAAUUCUAAUGAUUAUAACAUUAAACAAUACUGAAGUGAAUCAUUAAAGGGAAAUGAUUAUUCUCUUAAACGUCCUGAUAUAUUCACCAUUGCCUCUGUUGUGUCCUCGACUUUACGGAUUAUAUUUGAUAAUUGGAAACCCAUUGUAAUUACCAUGUUAGAAAGUAAGGACAGGAAAGACUAGUGCAGUAAAGAUCGACUCUUCAAACAAGUCGUCCAUGAUUAAACUAAAUACAUUCAAUUUACUUAACGAUUUCACCUACUUUUGAUGAUUAGUUAGUAAACACUAUAUAAAUGAAAACAUACAGGGUUACUGUGAGACAUAAAUAUCAGUAUCAGAAG
Schistosoma haematobium is the source of this 9607-nucleotide messenger RNA. Its product is annotated as Coiled-coil domain-containing protein 77. Gene Ontology annotation, biological process: snRNA transcription by RNA polymerase III; snRNA transcription by RNA polymerase II. The coding region runs from base 275 to 1687 and encodes 470 amino acids. Lineage: Eukaryota; Metazoa; Platyhelminthes; Trematoda; Strigeidida; Schistosomatidae. Gene Ontology annotation, molecular function: sequence-specific DNA binding. The transcript has 11 exons. Gene Ontology annotation, cellular component: centrosome; snRNA-activating protein complex. The record is from RefSeq and is a predicted model, not a curated record.